CUCAUGUCCCUUCACGACUAAGCCACAUCUUAGUUAUAAUUCAUUACAUAAUAUACAAGCAAUAUAUAUAAUAAUAGAUACAUGUACACAUAUCCUUUUCUCUCUGCCCGCUGAAGGUACCGCUUGUUUCUUCUCCAUCCAAUAUUCUUUGCCAGGUUGAACCAGUUGCAAAUAUGGGCUCGGCGAUAUCCCGGAUGGUGAAAAUGCUGUUUGCCAAGAAAGAAAUGAGGAUUCUGAUGGUGGGUCUCGAUGCUGCUGGAAAAACAACUAUUCUAUACAAGCUUAAACUUGGAGAGGUUGUUACUACUAUACCCACCAUAGGUUUCAAUGUGGAAACUGUAGAAUACAAAAACGUGAGCUUCACUGUUUGGGACGUAGGAGGACAGGACAAGAUUCGACCGCUAUGGAGACACUACUUUCAGAAUACACAGGGUCUAAUCUUUGUGGUGGAUAGCAAUGACAAAGAAAGAAUUUCGGAAGCCAGAGAUGAGCUCCAUAGAAUGCUCGGUGAGGAUGAAUUACGUGAUGCAACAUUGCUUGUAUUUGCCAAUAAGCAAGACCUUCCAAAUGCCAUGACUGUUUCUGAAAUUACAGAUAAACUGGGCCUACACUCCCUCCGUCAACGCCGCUGGUACAUUCAAGCGGCUUGUGCCCCUUCUUGCCAAGGACUCUAUGAAGGUCUGGAUUGGCUAUCCAGCAACAUAUCUACCAAGGCAUGAUGAGCCGGCGGUCCUUCAACUUUAUACCUUCUAAUCUUAGUAAAUCUCUGAUAAUCUUUUACUAGAAUAAACAGUCUGUUUUUUAAUACAGGCAUAAGCAAUCGGCAAACCUUUACAGCUCUGGGUUAUCACAUCAAUCCCAGAGACAAAUAUAAACUACCAACAGGAUACAUAUUAUGAAUGUGACAAAGAUUAAUGUACUUGUGUGAGAAUUUUUUA
Molecule: messenger RNA, 938 nt
Organism: Ziziphus jujuba (common jujube)
Lineage: Eukaryota; Viridiplantae; Streptophyta; Magnoliopsida; Rosales; Rhamnaceae
Product: ADP-ribosylation factor 1
Exons: 6
Coding region: 174-719 (181 amino acids)
Biological process (GO): vesicle-mediated transport; intracellular protein transport
Cellular component (GO): cytoplasm
Molecular function (GO): GTP binding; GTPase activity
Source: RefSeq, a predicted model, not a curated record